Molecule: messenger RNA, 135 nt
Organism: Spirodela intermedia
Lineage: Eukaryota; Viridiplantae; Streptophyta; Magnoliopsida; Alismatales; Araceae
Source: the annotation of a GenBank genome assembly
AUGGGGGAGGGAGCUCGCGGCAGGCGCCGUCGACCGGGUUGCAGACAAAGAGGCAACCGGAGGGGGAGCGGAAGCAGACCAGGCCCCCGGCGGAGGCCACGGGGAUGGACUUGGGGAGGAGAGAUGGCCGGUUGA